This is a messenger RNA of Xenopus laevis (African clawed frog), 4776 nucleotides long. RefSeq names its product PR domain containing 10 S homeolog (gene prdm10.S). The transcript has 23 exons. Gene Ontology annotation, molecular function: DNA-binding transcription factor activity, RNA polymerase II-specific; sequence-specific DNA binding. NCBI's taxonomy places the organism in Eukaryota, Metazoa, Chordata, Amphibia, Anura, Pipidae. The record is from RefSeq and is a predicted model, not a curated record. Gene Ontology annotation, biological process: regulation of transcription by RNA polymerase II. Bases 333 to 3854 code for a protein of 1173 amino acids. Gene Ontology annotation, cellular component: nucleus; nucleoplasm.
GAUAAACUGGGGGGGAGUAUAGUUGCUCUUUUGGGUUUGACUAUAGAGUGGUUUAUAAAGGACAGGAAAUCAUUGAAGAUAGCAGGGUAAUAAAGCGCCAGUACUUGUAUUUAUUCAGAAAGCGUAAUACAGCCACAUUCGGGCCACAGAUACUUAAUGUUUUGUACUACUCCCCCCCUCCUCCUCAGGUUGGGGCUGACCGCUGGCUCUCUUACUCCGGGGUUCCCGCCAGUUUUGUUUUAUCAGCCAUGUUUAUCCACGGUCUGUAGAUGCAGAAACAUUUUCAGAUCAAACAGCGACUUUGACUCUAUAUGGGAUCAUUAAGCUAAGCUAUGAUGGACACCAAGGAAGGAAGUCCACAUGUGUGGUCUACUUCUGUGGAGCACCAGCCAAAUACAGCUCAGGUACAUUUUGUUCCUGAUGCUGGAUCUGUGGCUCAGAUUGUUUACAGCGAGGAUCAAGAUCGUGCCCAGCAGCAGGUCGUCUAUGCAGCAGAUGCUUCAUCCUUUACGUCUGUGGAUACAUCCGAACAUACCUUGGUGUAUAUCCACCCAGUAGAUGGGUCACAGACUCUCUUUACAGACCAGCCUCAGGUUGCCUAUGUACAGCAGGAUGCUACCACACAGCAGGUGACUGUUCUUCUGCCUGCUGCGCAAAGCAUGAAUGCUGCCAAUCUUGCUGUUCUAAGUGGAGUCUCAGAAUCUGCACAGACAAUGUCAUUGGAUCCAGUGUCCCAGGCAUCGUUGACAGUGCAUGAUCAUAGAUUACCUCCUAUGGAGAGAGCAGACAGCUCAACAAAUAUGAAUUCUCUUCCAAGCCCUAAUGCUCAUUCAGAUGCAAAAGAAGAUGAUGAUGAUGAUGAGGAGGAGGAGGAUGACGAGGAUGAUGAAGAGGAUGAUGAAGAUGGGGAUGAUUCUGAUCAAGAUGAAUGGGAAGCAGAACCUCCACAUCCUUUUGAUCCAAAUGAUCUCUGGUGUGAGGAAUGCAAUAAUGCACAUCCAUCAGUGUGCCCCAAACACGGUGCCCUUCAUCCAAUCCCCAACCGCCCAGUCCUCACCAGGGCACGAGCCAGUCUGCCUUUAGUGCUUUACAUUGAUCGGUUCUUAGGAGGCGUCUACUCAAAGCGGCGCAUUCCAAAACGUACCCAGUUUGGACCUUUGGAAGGGCCUCUGGUGAAAAAAACAGAGCUGAAAGAUAGUUACAUCCAUCUUAAGGUAGCAUUGAACAGCCCUGUUGAUUCGGAGGGGGCAUUUCAGGAGGAUCUUUGGUUUGAGCUAUCCGAAGAGAGCCUUUGUAACUGGAUGAUGUUUGUACGGCCAGCACAAAAUCACUUGGAACAGAACCUAGUAGCAUAUCAAUAUGGUCAACACAUAUAUUAUACCACAAUUAAGAACAUUGAACCCAAGCAGGAGCUAAAGGUCUGGUAUGCUGCCUCUUAUGCAGAAUUUGUAAAUCAAAAGAUUCAUGACAUAACACAGGAAGAGAGGAAGGUUCUUCGGGAACAAGAGAAGAAUUGGCCAUGCUAUGAGUGCAAUCGUCGUUUCAUGAGUUCUGAGCAGCUCCAGCAGCACCUUAACUCUCAUGAUGAGAAACUGGACUUCAUUAGCAGAACAAAAGCACGUGGUCGUACAAGGACAAAAAGGAAAUUUGGCCCUGGUAGGAGACCGGGAAGACCUCCAAAAUUUUUAAGAUUGGAUAUCUCUAAUGAGAAUCGGGAGAAGAUUGGCCUAGGGACUCAGGAACUGCUGCAGUUCCACAGUAAAGGUCCACAUUUUGGGGACUCUGGACAUUCAACUUUAAAUGGAUUAGAGCAAUCAGAACUCACACUUGGUACAUCCACACAAGGGACGCCAAAUCAGCAGCCUGACACCCAACUUUUGCCUCCAAAUGAGAUAAGCGCACCAGUGUCAACAACAAGCAUUUUAACCGCAGAAGACAUGAGACGGGCUAAGAGAAUCCGUAAUGCUGCCUUGCAGCACCUCUUCAUCCGCAAGUCGUUUCGACCUUACAAAUGUCUACAGUGUGGAAAGGCUUUCCGAGAGAAGGAAAAACUGGAUCAGCAUUUGCGUUUCCAUGGAAGAGAUGGCAACUAUCCUUUGACAUGUGACAUCUGUAAUAAGGGCUUUAUAAGCACUAGCUCUUUGGAGAAUCACAUGAAGUUUCACUUGGACCAGAAGACUUAUUCUUGUAUCUUCUGCCCAGAAUCUUUUGAUAGAUUGGACUUAUUGAAGGACCACGUUGCUAUUCAUAUUAUUGAUGGCUGCUUCAGCUGCCCCAACUGCAAAAAACGGUUUACUGAUUUUAUCCAGGUAAAGAAACAUGUCCGCAGCUUCCAUUCUGAAAAGAUUUACCAGUGUACAGAGUGUGACAAGGCUUUCUGUCGGCCAGAUAAGUUGCGCUUGCACAUGCUCAGACAUUCAGACCGAAAAGACUUCCUCUGCUCUAUCUGUGGCAAACAGUUUAAGAGAAAGGACAAGCUGAGAGAACACAUGCAGCGCAUGCACAACCCUGAGAGAGAAUCAAAAAAAUCUGAUCGCACAGGCAGAGCCAAAGCCUUUAAGCCACGCCUUGUAUCAACAGAUUAUGAAAGUUUCAUGUUUAAAUGCCGUGUGUGCAUGAUGGGAUUCCGUAGGAGAGGCAUGCUGGUUAAUCAUUUAUCAAAACGACAUCCUGAAAUGAAGAUUGAAGAGGUGCCUGAGCUCACUUUACCAAUCAUAAAGCCUAACCGAGAUUAUUACUGCCAAUACUGUGAAAAGGUUUACAAGAGUGCCAGCAAACGGAAAGCCCACAUCUUAAAAAACCACCCAGGAGCUGAGCUCCCUCCCAGCAUAAGAAAGCUCCGUCCAGCUGGUCCUGGAGAACCAGACCCAAUGUUAAGCACACACACCCAACUUACAGGAACGAUAGCGACUCCUCCAGUCUGCUGUCCACACUGCUGCAAGCAAUAUAGCAGCAAGACAAAGAUGGUCCAGCAUAUACGCAAAAAGCAUCCAGAGUUUUCUCUUCUGCCAAUCACAGUGCAGGCCCCUAUGCUCGGUACUGGGCCUGCAGUGCUAUCUGCUGAUGGAACAAGUGGGGAGACUGUGGUGACUACAGAUCUUCUGACACAGGCUAUGACUGAAUUAUCACAAACACUGACUACAGAAUACCGCACCCCACAGGGAGAUUUCCAGCGCAUUCAGUAUAUUCCUGUAUCACAAACUACUGGUGGCAUGCAGCAACCGCAGCACAUACAGCUGCAAGUUGUGCAAGUAGCCCAGGCACAGUCGCCUAAUCAAUCACAGCAUUCCACUGUAGACAUGGGCCAGUUACACGAGUCCCAAGGAUAUACACAGCAUGCCAUCCAAGUGCAACACAUUCAGGUGGCCGAACCAACAUCAGGCACCCAUUCAACAUCUCAGGUAGGAGGUCAAGCCCUGAGCCCCUCAUCACAGGAAGCAGAGGAAGUAAACUCAUCCCAGCUACAGAAUGCAGCUUCUCAGUCCCAGGCAAAUUCAACUGUACAGCAUGCAUACCUACCCAGUGGUUGGAAUUCUUUCCGUGGCUACCCCUCUGAAAUUCAGAUGAUGACAUUACCUCAAGGCCAGUAUGUGAUUGCAGAAGCAGCAGUAGGCACACCUGUUACUCCUGUUAGUAGUGGACAAGUAAAAGCAGUCACUCAGACACAUUAUGUCAUAUCUGAAGGACAAGGAGUCUUGGAUAUGAAAAAGAAUGCUUCUCUUGUAGAGGAGUCAACUCCAAACCCUGACCAUCUGGAGCAGCCAGCCAGUAAUUCAUCUCAAACAACACAAUACAUAAUCACCACAACUACCAACAUGAAUGGUAGUAGUGAGUUACACAUCAGCAAACCCUGAAAAAUAUGAGGAACAGUACAGAAGGCCUAAAAGUUUAAGGCUAGGAGCCACAAGUGGAAGAAUCUCAAAUUUUUUGUACUACGGAAAUUUUGAAAUGUGAGAACACGGGGUGCCUGUCUUCAUUUGGCCCAUAAAAAGUAUUGAAAAGUGUUGAACUGUCAAACUUGGGUCAAUGUAGAAGACAGAACAAACAUCGACGGGACAAGGACACAUCUAAACAUGUACAUGUGCUUUAUAGUUUUACUGACCUUAUUUGUUGCUGCUUUGAAUGUCUCCAGUUUCUUGUUCCAUGUACCACUAUGGCCAGCACGAAGCUUUACAUUAAGAUAUCAGUACUCCUUUACCUGGGAAUGAUGUCAAGUUUCUGGACUUACCCUAGCAGCAAUUUCUACUUUUGUAGGAAAUAACAUUGCAAGCAUAAAAGCACCUUGAGUUUAUUUUUUAAAAUGGCUCAACUGUUCUGCAUGUUGGUCUCCCAACACAUAUUCAAAGGCACCUUUCUCAAAGAAGGGACAAAGCUUUACUAUGAGUAAGGUAGAUCCAUAUUAUCUCUUACAGAGAAAAGAAUAGAUCUGAAGUGGCAUAAAAAAUUGUUCUGUUCUCUAAAAAAAUUCCAAGUUAUUUAACUAUGUUUGUUUAUUUGAAACUAAAUCUGUAAGACAUAAAAGGGAAGUUUUUUUUGUUUUACUUAAUAUUGUAAUUACAAGUUAAUGUAUUUAAAAAGAAAUGUUAAGUAAUGUUGUUGUGGCUUUUCAAAGUACAUACAGGGGCAAUAUUAGCUUUGUAAUUCAUUUCCAGCAGUCUUAAGAUUUGAGAGAUUUCCUAUAUCCAUAGUGCUUGCCAGGAAGUAAAAGUGACCAUGACCUCCAGAACUGGUAGAACCCAUUAUAGAUAAAGGUAGUGCCUAUGAUUUAGCCAACAU